CAAAAGCAGGAAGUGCAUCUGCUUCAGUCUCACAAACUGUACUGUUCAUCCAGCUGAGUAAAGUACGUCCUGUUCAGUAUUUAAAGAUCAAACGAUCAAUAACAUCAAGAUGUUUUGGAGAAUUCUCUUGGUCACACUCGUGAUGUCCUUUUUGGGCUCUUCUAUGGGCGCAGAUUUGGACUGUGCAACCCUGACUACUUGUGAAGAAUGUACAAAAGCAACAGAAUGUGUGUGGAUGACCUGCCUAGAAAACAGUAUCAAGUGUUAUAACAUCACUACCAGAUCUGAAAGCAACUGCACCAACACUAAUUGUGCAACUGAAACAACAACUGCAUCUCCGACCACUAUGGUGACCAAUGCUACGGUGACCAACGCUACUGUAACAACCAUCACCACCACCACCACCAUCACAACAACCCCCAACACCACUUCCUCCAAUUCUACAUCUACAACGGUCAGCUCUUCCACUGUGUCCACCACUACAGCAAAUGCCACCACGACAGCGAUGCCUCCGACUCCAAAGAAAUCGACAUUCGACGCGGCCAGUUUCAUCGGUGGGAUCGUCCUCGUGCUCGGCCUGCAAGCCGUUAUCUUCUUCCUCUACAAGUUUUGCAAGUCCAAGGACCGCAAUUACCACACUCUGUAAAAAGAAAAGAAAAAAACCACCCUUUAGAAGCACCACAUUGCACAUCAUACACACACACACACACACACACACACACACUUCAAUCUUCCUCCAUUCUCUUGUGCCACAUGAUUUAGUUGAGGCCUGUGGUUUGAGCUCUACAUUUAAUUGAAGUGAGAAUGUGAGUUAAAACACACACACACACACACACACACACACCCUGAAGCAGUGGCAUUGUCACUUUUCCCAUUCCUGUGUCUAUAUUAGUUUCCUUAUUCACAGCUUCGGUCCAUUUUUAACACUUCUCCAUUAUCAGUCUUCUCCACGUUUUAAAAAUAAUCGCUCCGCGGCUAACAGCUGUGCGAUAGGAUGCUCACGCUGCCAUUUUCUUCUCAUUUUCAAUGCCACUGCUCAAGGAGGUGGAUGUUAAACACAAGUCCCCGCUUUUCCUUACACCGUAACUUAAUCUGAGCUGUUUGGACACACGAGUUCUCAUGAAGCUACACUGGCUUGCUUGCUUGUUUGUUUGUUUGUUUUUGUUUAUUUUUCGCACUUUGUUCUUGACAGCUCAUGAGAAAAGGGGGUGGGGCAAAUACAAUACUCCACCCAUGCAAUUUCAGUCCCCUCCCCCUGAAGCCAUAGACGUGUGUCAAAUUUUUUUUAGAAUGCUUUCGUUUUGUCGUGCUUAAAGCUUUGCUUUGAAAAGAAAAAUCACACAUUUGGUAAAAAAAUUUUUUCUUUUUUUGCAUUUGUUCUUGAAUUUUGAAAUUUUUUUAAAUCAAUUUCAGCCAAACUACACAGCAUGAUCUAUCUAUUCGCAAUAAUAAAUCAGUCGUUUUGCGAUUUAACAACCAGGACUAGUGAAAAUAAAGCCACUUUGCCAAAAUCCAGAGCUAAAAUACGGUAAUAAUGAAGCAUGUUCUAAACCUGAAGUGUUUGUUUGUUUGAAGAUAGUUUGAGAUGGUGGUUAGUUUGAGUUCUGCUUUUCGCCUCUUUUCUUCUUCUUUGAGCCUUAAAUGUGUAAAGGUGUAGACGUUGGUCUGCCACUUCCUGCUGGAGCAGGCUGUGUGUGUGUGUGUGUGUGUGUGUGUGUGUGAGCUCUGUAUUAUCAGUGAGGUUGAUUAAGGCUGCCAGCUGGACUGUUUGCUAUAUAAUAAAGAAUAUAUUAAUUAACGGUUCAUUAGCAGUAGUUCAAUUCCGCGUCCGGGUUUUUCCGUGACUCGUUCUGAGGCCUCCAGCUCUCAAGCCUCUCUGCCUUACGCUUUUCCGCUAUGCUUUUCCAGAUCCUUCACCCUGAAGGGAGCAAACUUCAGUGUCAGAGUUGAAAUGAAGAAUCAAAAGGUGUGAAAAUCCUAUGGUACUUUAAAACAAAAAUAAAUCACUAAACGCUUUUUUUUUUUGGUCCUGCAGCUGUACGUGUUUUUGCCAAACAUAUUUGUUUUUAAUAGAAAGAAGGAAGAAUCUUGUCAUAUGUGACUUUGAGGUCAGAGGUGAGAAAUCAUACACAUCCUGUUUUUGUUCGGUCUCCGAGAAGCAACUCCGAAAAAGUGUUGGAGUAGAAAAAGUGUGUAUUUUCCCAUAUAUGGUCAUUCAGGAAGUCCUUUUUGGUUGCCUAGUAACAAUAUGAGAUUAUUAUGGGAUAAGCGACACUAAAGUGUUGGAAUGAAAAGGUAAAAAAUUCUGUAUUGGCUUUAAGAUGAUUAUUCCCAUAUAUGGUCAUUCAGGAAGUCAUUUUUGGGUUGCCUAGUAACAAUAUGGGAUUAUUAUGGGAUAAUUUUUUUUCUCUCCCAGAAUCCAUGCGAGCAUGUUGCUGUGUGUUUAGUCUGAUUUGUGGAGAAGAUUGGAGACAAAAGAAAAGAAAAGAAGCGAAGGCUCUGAGAUGGGAUUAUCUCACCGCUGAUCAUGUGACGUCGUCAGGUCGGGUUCUUAUUAAAGCUGGUUGUGUGCCAUGAUUUUUUUAAAUAUUAUUAUUCUUCUUUCUGACUUUUGCUUAGAGCCUUAAUCUGCUGUGGAGACCUCUCACCGAAGCUUCACCCAAACAAGAACCACUCGCGUUAUUCGAACCCAAGCUGUGCAUCCGAGUGCGGCGUCUCUUCACUUUUUUUUUUUUGCCUUGUACCUAAUAUGAAGUACGGCGCUCGAAACGUUUCCUACUUUUAGUUUUUGUGUAGCGAGGCAUGCUGGGAAAAACAACCAAAGUUAUGUUGUGUCAAAGUUCUCCAACAUCCAUGGAUUUAUUUAUUUUUUUCUCAAUGUAAGAGAGUCCCCAAUGUCCUACUCUCUCUCUCUUUCUUUCUCUCCCUCUGUCUCACUCUCUCUCUGCCCCCCUCUCGUUCUCUCUCAUUUCUGUCUCUCUCUCCCUUCUCCCUCUCUAUCUUAAUCUCUCUCUCUCUUUCUCCCUCUGCCCCCAUCUCUCCCCCUCUCUUCCUCCCUCUCUCUCUCUCUCUCUCUCUCUCAGAGCUCCACGGUGUUGGGAUUAGACCCACGCUGAAACAUGAGCACUGUUAUCUCCAUGGAAACAGCCUUGACAAAACGAACCCACUUUUUUUUUCUUCCUUGUUUCUUCCAGAACUGUAAUCACUACUACUUCUUUUUUUUUUGUCGCACCUCUUGAAAACGAAGUGCCUUACUGAUGUAGAUAGUUUCAAAAUGAAGUCUUGAGUUGAACUCUGAAUAUUAAUCUGAUGGAGAAAAACUGAGAGUUGAGUGGUACUCUUGUCCUCUCUCUCUCUCUCUCUCUCAUUUCUUUCUCUCCACUUUGUGUUUAGUCGAGUGUGUAUUCACAACAUAGAUGACCUUUGGUCCCUGUGUAGUCAUGAGAGAGCUAAACACACACUCUUGCACCUCCACAUGCUGUUGCUUUUUGUUGCCACGAGGUCUGCCUUAAAUUUUUUUUCUUUUUCUGCUUCGUAAUCUUUUUUGCUUUUUUUUUUUUUUUUUGCAGUGGCGAUUAGGUUUGAAGAAGUUCAAUAAGUUUGAAGAUGUUAAAAAAAAAAUCAAUAAUUAAUUAAAAACUGAGUAAUGUAAAAUAACAAA
Messenger RNA from Hemibagrus wyckioides, 3661 nucleotides. RefSeq names its product CD164 molecule, sialomucin (gene cd164). Lineage: Eukaryota; Metazoa; Chordata; Actinopteri; Siluriformes; Bagridae. The record is from RefSeq and is a predicted model, not a curated record. Gene Ontology annotation, cellular component: cytoplasmic vesicle. The transcript is spliced from 6 exons. The coding region runs from base 110 to 646 and encodes 178 amino acids.